Harpia harpyja (harpy eagle) is the source of this 4605-nucleotide messenger RNA. RefSeq names its product potassium channel tetramerization domain containing 20 (gene KCTD20). Gene Ontology annotation, cellular component: cytoplasm. Gene Ontology annotation, molecular function: protein binding. The coding region runs from base 11 to 1570 and encodes 519 amino acids. NCBI's taxonomy places the organism in Eukaryota, Metazoa, Chordata, Aves, Accipitriformes, Accipitridae. The record is from RefSeq and is a predicted model, not a curated record. The transcript has 8 exons. Gene Ontology annotation, biological process: positive regulation of phosphorylation.
GGGGCUGGGGAUGCCUCCACCUGCCCCGUGUUUACUUGGGGGGGGGGCUUUGGGGCCUCUCCUACACUCUGUGUUUGGCAGGGGGCUGGGGCUGUUGCCCCUUGAGUUAGUGCUGCAUCCCUGCAUCUUUGGCACGUCACCCCUCUCCCCUGUACUGUGUGGGAGGCCUCGGGGCCUGGACUGUGCCCGGUGCCCUCUGGUGGGGCUGCUACUUGUGACCACCACCACCCCCGGAGCAGGAAACAUCCUCUUCUCAGGGUGCUUCUCUUCUCUUAGGAAACGCAACCAACUCCUCACAUCACGGAGGCCCAGCAUGAAUGUUAACUGUGCUGGUGGGACAGACUGGUCAAGAAAUCUGGACUCCAGUCGCUCUGUGGAAAACGUAACUGUAGCAGUCCAUGAGUCAGAAGAAAGUAAUGUGGUGCUAGGAGGUCACAGCCCUGCUGCAGUUCCCAGGACUGAGGGUUUAGAUUCUGAAUGCCGACACACUGCUUGUCCAGUAAGUCCCCAGAUCAGUAGCAUGUUGUCUGCUCCUGAAGACACACACAACUGUCAUUUCCAAGAUGGAAAUAAGAGACAGUCAGAAUAUUUUAAUACCCAGGAACGCCAUGGAUGCUGCACUUUGUCUUCAAGCAGCAAUUCACAAACAGUGGCUCCAGAGAAAGUGACGCUUGUGGUAGACGGCACUCGCUUUGCAGUGAAUCCACAGAUUUUCACUGCUCACCCUGAUACUAUGCUGGGAAGAAUGUUUGGACCAGGAAGAGAAUAUAAUUUCACCAGGCCAAAUGAAAAGGGAGAAUAUGAAAUUGCAGAAGGAAUUAGCUCAGCUGUGUUCCGGACUGUGCUGGAUUAUUACAAAACCGGAAUCAUUAACUGCCCUGAUGGGAUUUCCAUCCCAGACCUUCGAGACACAUGUGAUUACCUCUGCAUAAACUUUGAUUUCAACACAAUCAAAUGUCAAGAUUUAAGUGCUCUGUUACAUGAGCUCUCCAAUGAUGGUGCUCACAAGCAGUUUGAUAGCUACCUGGAGGAGCUAAUUCUGCCUAUAAUGGUGGAUAGCGCAAGGAAAGGGGAACGUGAAUGCCAUAUUGUCGUGCUGACAGAUGAAGACACCGUGGACUGGGAUGAAGACCAUCCACCUCCAAUGGGAGAGGAGUACUCGCAAAUCCUUUACAGUUCCAAGCUGUACAGAUUCUUCAAGUACAUUGAGAACCGUGAUGUUGCAAAAGCUGUGUUAAAGGAACGGGGCCUGAAAAAUAUUCGCAUUGGCAUUGAAGGAUAUCCCACCUGUAAAGAGAAGGUGAAGAGGAGGCCUGGUGGCCGGUCAGAAGUGAUAUACAACUAUGUUCAACGGCCGUUCAUCCAGAUGUCAUGGGAGAAGGAAGAGGGCAAAAGCCGUCAUGUUGAUUUCCAGUGUGUUCGGAGCAAAUCUCUAACAAACCUAGUCACUGUGGGUGAUGACGUUUCAGAGGACCAUGAGGUUAUAAUGCAUCACCCCCCACAAGUAGAUGAACUCGACAGGCUAAACGCACCGUUCUCCCAAAUGGCUGUUAACGAUCUUCCAGAUUAGUUGUGGCUCAGGGUGAAUAGUCCUGCUUGAUGUUGGAACAUCUCAGCAUAGUUUCAUCCCAGGUGAUGGAACACAGACUCCUGCAAGGUGCUUUAUCCUCGUUCAUGCUCUUACUACAUUGUCAUAUUUCAAGCAUGUUAAUAAAGAGCCACACUCCGUAGCCUAAUUGUGCAAUCAAAAGCAACAUCUCCUCAAACAAAAAGAAAUUGUGCUGUUUGUUUCUACUACAAAGGCUUCCAGAUUGGUGGGUGCUGAAUAUUUUACCUAAACUUCUAAAAGAGGAGCAGAAGUAUUUAGAAACGUCUUGUUUGACAUCAGAGGAAAUUCUGGGCCUGUCAAGACAAAGUUUUCCUUUACCAUUAGGCACUUAGCUUGCUUUUGUGAUAAUCAGUUACAAAGGACCGAACAUCAAAGCAGGACAGAUGAUACUCUUUCAUCAACCAGCAGAAAUGUAGCACAGUUGUGACAGCAAAAUCCUGAGUGUGGAGGAAUGACAGCAAAAUCCAGAAUGUGGAGGAAUCUGUUUAUACUGCCACCUGGCUUUGCAUCCAGCAUGUUGUACUGCUGUUUGAGGGAAGGAUGAACUAGUUCAAUAGGAAGCAUAUGCCUGUUCACAGGAAUUUCCCAUAUAUACUUCUCCAUAGGAUGGAAUCACUGUUUUUAGGGAUAUUGUCUGUUAAGUUCAGUAAAAUGAGUAGAUCAUGCUGAAGGAAAAAGCAAAAAAGAAGAGACACUAGUUGAUAUUUUACCAACAAAGUAAAUCUGUUUGGUAGCUUAUUAGAUUUAAGAAGCUUUCUAGAGGUGACUGUGCAUGCUAAAGACCUUCAGUUGUCUCCUCCAUCCCCCUGCUAAGACAAAAGCCAGUGGAGGAGCUCCCAUUACACACAGACUACUACCUGAGUGAAAUCCUUGGUAUCAUCAGUCUUAGUCAGUCAAAAUUUCUGUAGACUCGCCAAGGAGCACUCUACUGUUGCAGUUGUAAAUGGCCAGCUACUUUCUUCCCAUUUUGGAACAGACUGGACCAUUUUUGUGUCAGGCAGGUAAGAAAUACCAAUAGUAAACCAGCCUUCUGUAGAAAAAAAUACACAUACCUGGGAACAACUCUCCUUUGCUGCUCUGAAUAUAUUAUCCUAGUCUGUGGUUAAGGCUCUGUUCAUUUUGGAUUCAGGGCCAACAAAGCUGUGACUGUAAGUGUAGACACGCUCCAGGCUGGUUUAGCUCAGUGAGUUGUAUUAGAGCCUAGCUGGUCCUGUUCCUGCAGUGUGGAGUUACCUGUAGGCUUGCUUAACCCCGUGAUUAGCACACAGUGAGUUCAGUACUGCCACAACCGAGCUGCUACAUCAGCCAGAACAGGCCUGCCUUACAAAGCCAUCAUUUCUGAUGGCUCUGUAUAGAUUUUAUGUACACAAAGCGGAGUACUUAAACGUGGUGCUGGUGCAAAGAAAAGCUGAAACCUAUUCAAAAAGAAAGAGGGAGAGAACUCCCUUGCAAAGUUGUUAAGUUCAGGUCAGUUCUGCUCUUGCAAUUGAGUGCUGUUGAAACCUGUAACACGCAUUGAAUUACCUGGUCAUACCUGGCAAAACAGAGGUAGGAAUCAGUCUACCCCUAGAAGGUUUAGUCCUUUGUUGUCAGGGUUGCAUCAUCAAGCAAAUCUCUAUUAUUCUCCAUCUGUCUGCAAAGUGUAUGGUAGACUUAACGUUGAAGAUUGCUGUUACUGUUUUGCUGCUAAGGAUGGGGGGGGGGUUCUAAGUGUAAGUAACAUGACAAUAUCAAUCACAGAUUUUCUUGCAGAUUUGUGAGUGUCGUUUUAGUGAAGAGUAACAAAAUCUCUGCCAAGGCGUAUACUUGCCGAUAUAUUUAGUUCCCAUUUGUAUGGAUACAUGUUCCAUUAUUUGCAGUCUUUCUGUUCUUAGCUUCUUUCCUAAGUGCAGCAAAUAGAUUUCUUCUUUUUAUAAGUGCCUAUGGGAAGAUUUCCAAAAGUGCUUCAGGACCUCCUGAGAGUCCCAGGGUUUCAGAUGCCCAGGUCCACCUGACUACUUUUGAAAAAUCCUCCCUGUGUGUCAUUGGAUCAGUAUAGAGAAGUGUCCUUCAGUAUCUGCACAGAGAUAGUGUGCAAUCACUUUCCAUUACUGCUCUAGAUGAAUUUCUAUUUUUAUAGUAGAGAAAGGAAUACAUACGGACCAUUAACCUUCCAGCUAAGGGCCAGACCAAACCCAUUACCUGCCUUGGUAACGAGCUGUUCCUGUAAGUCAAGCAAAGGCACUGGUGAGACUGUCUGUCCAGCAAUGAUGGAGCUUGUCCCCAGGCCCUCUGGAAUUUUUUUGUGUAUUUAUUUUUACAGCAGUGUAAGUUCUAAGUAAAAGUGUAUUGGUAUUGACCAGCUGACUUGGAAUUGGACUUUACACAUGUUCUGCUCUAAGGACCUGAAAUGUGCAUGUUGUUGAGCGCUACCCUACAGGACUGUGUCAAGGCAUCGGAUGCCGAGCAUCUGACUUCAGUGGCACCUUAUGGGAUCUGACAGCUAAGUACCAUAUUCAGCCAAAACAAAUGCCACCGUUGUCUGUCCCUGAGCCCAGUGUUAGCUAGGCCUCUUGAAGGAUUUGGCCAGUUUAUUAGAAAUAGUGAUUGCAGACACUCAACUGCAGCAGGCUGUUGCCUGAGAGCUAAAGACUGUCGAUGCGUUGUAGGAGCUUGUUGAUACUCUGUGUAAUCAGUUGGACCUUCAGCAUGGGAUGGAGGUAUCCAGCUUCCAUGAUUUCUGUGCAGUUUUACCACUCUAAAAAGCCCACUGUAGUUUAUUGGCUUUCACAAGUAAUUAAAGAUGAAUUUAUUUUUUUUUUUUAGUAGACUGAGUUCCAUUGGAACACUAAACCAAACUGAAAAAGUAUGCAUCUGCUUUUCCUCCUUCUCUCAUGGUCACCUACUUCAGGUACAACAUCAAGUUUUGUCUUAUUCUAGAUAUACUGAAGUGUUACCCGUGGUGUGUAUGAACUACAGAUGUAUGGUUUCUUUUCUGUAUUAAAGUAUAAAUUAUA